Molecule: messenger RNA, 281 nt
Organism: Schizophyllum commune H4-8
Lineage: Eukaryota; Fungi; Basidiomycota; Agaricomycetes; Agaricales; Schizophyllaceae
Exons: 1
Coding region: 72-248 (58 amino acids)
Source: RefSeq, a predicted model, not a curated record
UCGUCUUGAAUCGUCAAUAUGAACUUCAGUUGUUAGAAGCUCGCAUGGUCAUAUGUCAUUCACGUGAUGCGAUGUUGAUUUUCGAGGCUGUCGUUCACAACGUUCUUCUGGUAGCUGCGCGCUUGCAUAUCAUGCUGCGCCGUCGGUGCAUCACGGACUGCGGCGUCAUCUCAGCGCAGGAAACUGCUCCCUACGCGCCUCGAGCUCUGAAUAGCGUCGACAAUAGUCUUGGGACAAAAUCAGCGUAGCAUUAAUUAGUAGAACGCAAGCAAUCCACGAUA